AUGAAUGCGGUUAACAACAAACAAGGUGGUGUCUUUUUCCUUUAUGGUUACGGAGGAACCGGAAUAACAUUUUUUUGGAAGACCUUGUCAACUGCUAUUAGAUCCAAAGGUGAAAUUGUUAUCAAUGUUGCUUCAAGUGGAAUUGCAACACCCUUGCUUUCUGUCGGUAGGACAACGCAUUCAAGAUUUAUUAUCCCAAUUAACUUGACCAAGGAUUCAUUUUGUUCUAUCUCGCCAGCCAGCGAUCUUGCUGCACUACUAAACAAAGCGAGACUUAUCAUUUGGGAUGAAGCUUUGAUGAUGCACCGUCAUUGUUUUGAAGCAUUUGAUAGGACACUUAGAGACAUUAUCCGUUCAUCUGACAGGAAUAAUGCAUUUGGUGGCAAGACCAUUGUAUUUGGAGGUGACUUUAGACAAAUUCUUCCAGUAAUACAAAGAGGGAAUUGUUCGGAUAUUAUGCAGGCAUCGUUGCAUUCAUCAAGAUUAUGGAGUGGAUGUAUAGUUUUACGUUUAAUGGUAAACAUGAGGCUUCAGGUUGGUUGUCCAACUAAUGAUUUGGAUGAGACAAAAGCAUUUUUUGAAUGGAUUCUUAAAAUUGGUGAAGGUAAUAUUGGUGGUCCUAAUGAUGGUGAAGCAGAAGUUGAAUUUCCAGAAGAUGUUAUCAUUUGCUCUACAAGUGACCAUAUUCAAUCAAUUGUAUCGACCAUUUAUCCAUAUUUUCAAAACCAUCUUGAUGAUCAAUCAUAUUUUCAAGAUAAGGAUAUUUUGGUCCCUAAAAAUGAAGAAGUCGAUGCUAUCAAUGACUACAUGUUAGAAUUGAUGAAAGAUGAAGGGAAAACUUAUCUGAGUUCAGAUUCUUUAUGUGAGACAGAGUCAGCAGAUUGUUUUGAGGAAUCAGUUUACUCUUCAGAUGUACUGAAUGCUUUUAAGGCAUCUAGAAUUCUCAACCAUAAACUUACACUAAAAACAGGUUCUGGUUCGUAA
This is a messenger RNA of Lactuca sativa (garden lettuce), 984 nucleotides long. RefSeq lists its product as uncharacterized. Gene Ontology annotation, molecular function: DNA helicase activity. NCBI's taxonomy places the organism in Eukaryota, Viridiplantae, Streptophyta, Magnoliopsida, Asterales, Asteraceae. Gene Ontology annotation, biological process: telomere maintenance; DNA repair. The record is from RefSeq and is a predicted model, not a curated record.